Messenger RNA from Penicillium verrucosum, 837 nucleotides. Its product is annotated as putative HAD superfamily hydrolase. Gene Ontology annotation, molecular function: phosphatase activity. The record is from RefSeq and is a predicted model, not a curated record. NCBI's taxonomy places the organism in Eukaryota, Fungi, Ascomycota, Eurotiomycetes, Eurotiales, Aspergillaceae. Bases 1 to 837 code for a protein of 278 amino acids. The transcript has 2 exons.
AUGGGUCUCCCUAAGACAGGCUUCCCCGCAGUGCGCGCCUGCAUUUUCGACAUGGACGGACUUCUCAUCAACUCCGAGGACAUCAUCGGUCUCUCUACGAACCAGCUGCUAGAAAAGUAUGGAAGACCUCCUUUGACGCGAUCAAUUCAAGCCCAGCUCAUGGGUGUCGCGGACUCCACAAACGGCGAUAUAUUCCACAACUGGGCCAAGUUGCCUAUCCCCCGCGAGCAAUUCGCUCGUGAAUCCAGUGAAGGCAUGCGACUACGGUUUCCGGAUUGCAGGCCUCUGCCUGGCGCGGAGGAUAUUCUGUCGCGCCUGAGCCGUGCCCGGAAUGCUUCGUCUGGGGACACGAUCCAGCUAGCUUUGGCUUCUAGCUCAAAGACCGGUAGUUAUGAGUUGAAAACAUCGGGCCCGGAAUCGAAGCGACUGAUGAGCUUCUUCGGUUCGGAUAGAAGGGUUCUAGGUGAUGAUCCGCGAGUGCGACAGGGUCGAGGGAAGCCAGCGCCUGACAUUUAUUUGCUCGCGCUGCAGUCGCUGAACUCGGGAAUAACCACCGGGGGAAGGGCCAUCCUACCCAGUGAAUGUUUGGUCUUCGAAGAUAGCAUCGCUGGUGUAGAGGCUGGAAGACGGGCUGGGAUGAGAGUUGUUUGGGUACCACACCCAGAUGUAGCGGUCGAGUAUCAGCCGAUGCACAAGGAUAUAUUGGCGGGGAGAUCAGGGAGAUUUACGGUAGGAGAUGACUGGCAGCUAGGAGAGGUUGAUGAUGGUUGGGCUGAAAGUAUACCUAGUUUAGAACACUUUGAUUAUGAGAAGUAUGGCCUUGACUUAAUGGAAUAG